AUGAGAAGAAACUCUACCUCAAAAAAUGCAAGAUUAUUAUCACAAUCAGAAGAAAUUCCUUGCAUAUCAAAUCAAAUAAAUGCAACAGAAAAUAAUGCUAAUUUAUCUAAUGAUACAAUUCCUUUCAAGACAGAAAUUCAAACAUUUAUGAAUGAUACUUAUAAUGAAUUUGAAUUUUAUCUUCAAGAUGAUAAAAUUACUAAUUCAACAGAAAAAUGUCAAAAGGUAUCUACAUACAUAGAUUGGAGAGGCAUGGAUUAUGUUAAUUUGCUAUUAAGUAAAAAAGAAAAUUAUAAUAUCUCAUGCCUCGUUGAAGAUUGGAAUAAAAAACAAAAUUCUUUUGAAACACAUAUAUCUACAGAAACAAAUUCAAUAUGUAAUAUUGGGAAGUUUCAUUAUUGUCCUCUUUUGAAUAAAAAUAAUAACUGCACUAGCCCUUAUGAAAAUAAAGAUCUACCAAUAAGCACAUCAUUAACAUACAAUCAACUCAAUGAAGAUAUUUAUUUUAAUAAUAAAACUCAAAUUAUUGAGCAAAGACAGGGUAAGUUUCACAAUGUUACUCAUGAUAUAUCUCUUUACUAUUUCGAUGCAUAUAAUAAAGAUAAAUCUGAACUUAAUUGCGCAAAGUGGAGUAUGUAUAUAUAUAAGAGAGGGAAGCUAUUUGUUAAUAUGAUGAACAAUGAAAUUCGUUCCGAAGAGAUUUAUAGACAGGAUUCUAUUAAUACAUGGAAUUCUUUUAGUAAGUCUUUGGAAGAUUAUACAUUAGAACAGACAAGUAAUCAAUGUAAUAUGACAGAGUUAAUUCAUAAAAUUAAAGAGAGAGAAAGUUCAAAUAAUCCAUAUAAUUUAGCAUGGGUUCUUUCAGAUAACAAUAUUAGUGGAUCUAAUGAAACAUUAGGUACUACAGUUUCAUUACAAGAUAAAUUGCAGUCUACAAGUGGGAUGCCCAUGAUAUCACGUGAUUUUACAUCUAGUCCAUUAGAUAAUAAUGAAAAUACAUUCAGUAGUGUAAAUAAUAACAGUACCUCUAAAAAUACACCUAUAAGUACUACAUUAAAACCAACAACAGCAGAUGACCAAUUGAUACUAGAACCUACAACCACAGCUUCAGAUGUUACAACAAAGAUCAAUUCUUUAACCUCAGAUACUACACCUGAAUAUAACUUACAUACAACUAAAUCUUCACCUUCCUCUAAUGAUCCUUUUCCUUCUACAAGUAUUCCUAGUGAUGUAUAUCCUACAGUGGAUGCUGAAUCUAACACCAUUAUUUCUAUGUCUUCUGUUAAUGUACCUUCAUCUGAUGUAAAUAAUCAUACACAUUAUCCAACAACUAUAACCGCAUCUUCUUCAGACAGUUCUACACCUCCUACGGUUGUACCCACUCCUAUAACUAAAACUGCAUUUUUCACAAAUGAUUCUAUAUCUUCAAAUGAUACCACUGCACAUUCUACUAAAAUCAUUGAACCUUCUAAAAGUUAUGAUACAAUUACUAUAACUAAUAUUAAACCUCUUACAGGUGUAUCUUCAUCAUCCUCUGAAACUUCAUCCUCACCUAAAAUCAUAAAUUCUACAACUACCAAUUCAUCUUUCACAAGUAGCUCUGCAUUUCCCACUUCAUCCACUCAUAAAACUAUCACUUUACCUUCUGCAAAUGAUCAUAGGUCUUCAUCAAAAUCUAACGCUACAAAUUCUCUAAUUAGUAUUAAAUUUUCUACAAACAAUACUAGAUCUUCUUCUGCACCUAAAAGUAUAUAUACUACAACCUCACCGAAAUCUUUAGCAUCUUCAAUUUUCAACACAUAUCCUAAUAAUGUAACUAAAUCUCCCACAACAAUUAGAAAUAUAUCAUUAUUGGGAACAAAAAAUUCUGAAACAGAAAACUUGAAAAAUACAACUAUCCCUAUUAUGCAAUAUAAGAGAAUUGCACCUUUAGAAAGAACUUAUAAUAGUGCAUUGAAAUAUAAUGUAAAUGUAAAUCCUUCGAGUAUGACUAUUUCAAAUAAUUCUACUAUGCAAACCCCAAUGAAUAACAAAACUGAAAUUACACCUACAGUUAAUCCUACGGAAAAUGUAUUAAUAACAGUUGUUCCAAUAGGUAUAUUCAUUUUGGGAAUUAUUUUUCUUUUAGUUCUACUCUGCAGAUACACUCCUAUUGGAUCUUGGUUUCGCAAUCGUAAAUCAAAGAAAAAAAAAAUAAAAAAAAAGAUGAAAGAAAUUUCAAAGGAACCCAUACUAAUGUCUUUAAAUGAUAUAGAAAGUGAACCAAUAUAUGUUGGAAAAUAUUCGUUGUUGCACCACGAAAAACAAAUUCCACUAUGUGAGAUUAGUUUUGAACGUGAAAGAAAUUUGAAAUAUAGACAGAUGAAAAAAUCAAAAGAAUGUAAAGAAAUAUACAGAGAAAGUGAAAAUAAAAGCGUAUAUGAAGUUUUAGAGGAAGUAUCAAACUACAAAAAUGAAUCUUCAAUAGAAGAAGAAAAAUUAAAUAAAGAUGAUACUAUAAAUGAAAUUGAAGAAGACGAAUUGAAUGAAAGUAAAUCUGGAAAUAAAAUUAGAAAAGAAAAAUUGAUUAAAAGUGGAUUAAAAAAAAAUGUGGUUCAUGUUGUAGGGUAUACCAGGAAAAACACAUUAAAUGAUGGAGAAACAAAUGAAAUAAAUGUAAAAGCUGAAAAAUCUGCAUACGAAAAGGAAUUGAAAAAUUCAGAAAAUAAAAUGUCAAUCAAGAAUGAAGUGUGCAAUUGGAAUACAUGGGCGAAUAUACAUAUUGUAGCAUUACUAGAGUAUAAAAAAGAAGAAUGGGAAUUGUACAGAAAUGAAUUUUUAAAAAUUUGCAUAGAAGAGUUUGAAAAAGACGAAAAAAAUACUUAUCUAAAAGAAGGGGACAAUAAUUUAGUAAAUAUAAGAGAAGAAAAUGUUGUAGUUAUGACGCAAAAAAAUAGCAGUAUUUUUGAGAAAUGGAAAAAAGAAGAAUGGUUCAUUAAUUUGAAAAAAGGGUGGAAGAAAGAAGAAGAAAAACAUUUAGAAUAUUUAGAUGAACAAGAUAUCGAGAAUGUUACAAUGAGAGGAAUAUGUAAUCUAAUGAUAGACAAAAAAAAAAAAGCAUGGAGGAAGUGGAUAGAAAAGCAAAGAGAAUAUUCAAUUGAAUAUAAAAAGCAGGAUUGGUUUAAAAAGUUAUUAGAAGAAUAUGAAAAAGAAGUUAUUCAUAAGAAUAUAAAGGAACAAAAAAUUGAAAAUAUAAGUGUAAAAAAAAAAGAGAAAGAAGAAAAUAAUGAAAUAGAAAAAUAUGAAAUGAGGAAAAAAUUGACACAAAAAAUGUUAAUAGAUAUACACAUGAUGGUAUUAGAGGAAUGUGAAAAGGAAGAAUUAGAAAAGGAAAAAGAUGAAUUGCUUAAAACAAAAACGGAAGGGUUAGGAAUACAAGAAAAUUUAUGUGAAGAUGCAAAUAUUUUAGAAAAAAUAAGGGAAGAAAGAAGAUGGAAUUCUAUAUCAAAGAAAAAAGAAGAGGAUAUAGAAAAAUGGAAAAGAGAAAAAUGGUUUACAGAAUUAAUGUUAGAAUGGAAAGAUAACGAACAGAAAUAUAUAGAAGAAUUAAAUAAAAAAAUGUUAGAAAAAAAAAAUGAAGAAAGAAUAACAAAUAAUGCUUUAGAAAGGCAGAAAAUUGUAUGGAAAAAACAUUGGGAAGAUAUUUAUAAAAAGUGGAUAGAAAAUGAUAACAAAGAAGAAUGGUUUACAAAAUUGGUUGAUGAAAAUGAAAGUAAAGAGAAAGAAUAUAUAAAUGAAAUUAGUAUAAAUAAUAUAGAAAAAAAAAGGGAAAAUGAAAAACCUAGGGAAGGAGGUGAAUCAAUAAUAGAGAUUAAUGGAAAAGUAAAAGAAGAAGUAAAAAAAUUUGAAAAGACACAAUUAGAAGAUGAAGAUGAAAAGAUUAAUUCUAUAAUAAAAAAAAAAAAAUUAAAAUGGAAGACUAUAAUAGAAAUACACAUGAUUGUAUUAGAAGAAUGUAAAAAAGAAGAGUGGUUAUUGAAUAGAGGAAAAUUUUUAGAAAACUGUUUGGAAGAAUUUAUAGAAGAAUAUAAAGAAAAAUAUCCAAAAAUAAUAGAAAAUGAUUUAUCAAUGAUAAAAGAAAAGGAAGAAGACAUUAAUACGUUGAUGAUUGAGAAACAAAAACAUUUAUGGAAAAAAUGGGUAGAAAGAAACAGAAGAAUGUCAGAGAAAUGGAAAAAAGAAGAAUGGUUUAUUAAUUUGAAAAAAGAAUGGGAGAAAGAACAAGAAAAAUAUAAUGAAAUAACAAAAGAAUCAGGAAUCGUAGAAAUAGAAGUAGGAAAAAAUCCUAUGCUAGAGAAACAAAAAAGAAUAUGGAAACAAUGGAUAAAAAAACAAAGAAUGUGGUUCAUAGAAAACAGUAAAGAGGAAUGGUUUAAUUAUUUGUUAGAUGAAUAUGAAAAAGAAGAAGAGUUUAAGAAAGGAACAACUAAAGGAGAUAUGAGAAAAGUAAAUGAAAUGAAGGAAAAUAUAGAGAAACUGGAGCAAAAAGAAAAUGAAGAAAUAGAGAAAUGUAGAAAGAAGGAAAAGUUGAUACAAAAGGUUUUGAUAGAAAUACAUAUGAUCUUAUUAGAGGAAUGUAAGAAAGAUGAAUUGGAAAGAGAAAAAGAACAUUUUUUUAAAACAUUGAUGAAGGAAUUUAAAAUGAAAGAAAAUUUAGAUGAAGAUGUAAAUAUUUUAGAAAAAAUAAGGGAAGAAAGAAGAUGGAAUUCUAUAUCAAAGAAAAAAGAAGAGGAUAUAGAAAAAUGGAAAAGAGAAAAAUGGUUUAUAGAAUUAAUGUUAGAAUGGAAAGAUAACGAACAAAUAUAUAUAGAAGAAUUAAAUAAAAAAAUGUUAGAAAAAAAAAAUGAAGAAAGAAUAACAAAUAAUGCUUUAGAAAGGCAGAAAAUCGUAUGGAAAAAACAUUGGGAAGAUAUUUAUAAAAAGUGGAUAGAAAAUGAUAACAAUGAAGAAUGGUUUACAAAAUUGGUUGAUGAAAAUGAAAGUAAAGAGAAUGAAUAUAAAAGUAAAAUUAGUAAAAAGAGUAUAGAAAAGAAAAAGGAAAAUGGAGAAGAUGGAGAAAAUUUUGAUUCAAAAAUAGAAAUUAAUAAUAAAAGAAAAGAAAAGGUGAAAAAAUAUGAAAAGACUCAUCUAGAUGAUACAGAUAAAAAGAUUAAUUCUAUAAUAAAAAAAAAAAAAUUAAAAUGGAAGACUAUAAUAGAAAUACACAUGAUUGUAUUAGAGGAAUGUAAAAAAGAAGAGUGGUUAGUAAAUAGAGGAAAAUUUUUAGAAACCUGUUUAGAAGAAUUUAAAAAUGAAGAUAAAGAAAAGUAUCCAAAAAUAAUGGAAAAUGAUUUAGCAAUGAUGAGUAAAGGAGAAGAAGACAUUAGUGCAUUAAUGAUAGAGAGACAAAAACUUCUAUGGAAAAAAUGGGUAGAAAGAAACAAAAGAAUGUCAGAGAAAUGGAAAAAAGAAGAAUGGUUUAUUAAAUUGAAAGAAGAAUGGGGAAAAGAACAAGAAAAAUAUGAGGAAUUAACAAAAGAAUCAGAAAUAGUAGAAAUAGAAGCAGGAAAAAAUCCUAUGCUAGAGAAACAAAAAAGAAUAUGGAAACAAUGGAUAAAAAAACAAAGAAUGUGGUUUAUAGAAAACAGUAAAGAGGAAUGGUUUAAUUAUUUGUUAGAUGAAUAUGAAAAAGAAGAAGAGUUUAAGAAAGGAACAACUAAAGGAGAUAUGAGAAAAGUAAAUGAAAUAAACGAAAAUGUAGAGAAACUGGAGCAAAAAGAAAAUGAAGAAAUAGAGAAAUGUAGAAAGAAGGAAAAGUUGAUACAAAAGGUUUUGAUAGAAAUACAUAUGAUCUUAUUAGAGGAAUGUAAGAAAGAAGAAUUUGAAAAAGAAAAAGAAGGUUUUUUUAAAACAAUUAUGGAAGAGUUGAGAAUACAUGAAAAUUCAAAUGAGGAUGUUAACAUAACGGAAAUAAAAAAAAAGAGUAGGAAUAUAAUAUUAGAAAAAAAAAAAGAGGAAAUAGAAGAUUGGAAAAAAAAAAAAUGGUUUAUAGAGUUAAUGCUAGAAAUGAAAAACAAAGAAAAAAGGUACAUAAAAGAAAUAUAUGAAGAAAUGAUAGCAAAAAAGAAUGAGGAUAGAAUUAAAAAUCCCAUGUUAGAAAAGCAAAAAACUAUAUGGAAAAAACAUUUGGAAGAUAUUCAUAAAAAGUGGUUAGAAAAAAAUAAUGAAGGAUGUUUUACAACACUUAUUUAUUAA
Molecule: messenger RNA, 6273 nt
Organism: Plasmodium gallinaceum
Lineage: Eukaryota; Apicomplexa; Aconoidasida; Haemosporida; Plasmodiidae
Product: surface-associated interspersed protein (SURFIN)
Exons: 2
Coding region: 1-6273 (2090 amino acids)
Source: RefSeq, a predicted model, not a curated record